Molecule: messenger RNA, 3567 nt
Organism: Aspergillus pseudonomiae
Lineage: Eukaryota; Fungi; Ascomycota; Eurotiomycetes; Eurotiales; Aspergillaceae
Product: RFX family transcription factor
Exons: 4
Coding region: 319-2985 (888 amino acids)
Biological process (GO): regulation of transcription by RNA polymerase II
Molecular function (GO): DNA-binding transcription factor activity, RNA polymerase II-specific; RNA polymerase II cis-regulatory region sequence-specific DNA binding
Source: RefSeq, a predicted model, not a curated record
CGUUGCUUGAGGAACGCCGAUCUCUGUUUAUCCUCCUUCCAGCUCACGAUUCUUCGACCUUGAAACGCGGCUGCUAUGAGCUUUCCAUAGCCAGUCUGCUGCUAGACCGACCCUAUUGAUGCCCUAAAGACCCGACUUCCGACUGGACUUUGAUUGGGCUAUAAUUUCGCGAGUUUCCCUGCGGCGUGAAAACGUGUGGUUGACGGUGGCUGGAAGGGAUCAAAACAGACGCUAUUGCCCGUGGUUACCGACCGUCUCCCACCCAACAGCGAGGGCUCCAAACAUCGUGGUGUGCUGGAGCAGAUUCGAGAAGAAAAGAUGCCUCCUGAGAUGGGCCGAGCCGCCUCGCAGGCCUCAAGUGCUGCUUCUCAAACAACGCAGAUAGUAGCACCACAUAGCCGCCCUGGGACAGCAGAUCUCAUGAGAUCGCGCUCGGAAACUGUAGUGUCAAGAAAUGGUCGCCGCCCAAGGUCUAGAGGUUCUACUGCCAGCCUCCAUUCAAACACCACCCAACAAACCCAGGACCAGCAGAUUACUGAUGGAUUUCCGCAAUUCCUCCCGGCCCAAGCCAAUGCCAGCCAUAAUGUCUUCGGAGGGAAUCCUGAGGAGAUAAUCAUGCGAUUUGGUCAGCAACUUUCGCAUCCCGUCAGCGGUUCUUCGCUGGACCCGACUAUGCAUGAUGCUCAUCACCCCGUCCUGCCAAGGGCUGAAGACUUCCCAAGCCAUGCGAUGCAUGGCCAUCACCUCUCCCACCAUUCAAUAUCUUCAAGUCUUCCUGGAUUGUCUUCCGUGCCAAUGCCACAGUACCAGGCGAUAUAUGACAGUGGGAUCGAGAAUCACGUCCCAGAACAUGUUCUAGAUGAGAACGAGAAUUCCGAGGCUGGUGCGAAAAAGAAAAAGGGUUCAAACUCUUCCCUUGCGAAUGACAAUGAACUGCGAAAACUGCUGCGGCAGUACGAAGGGUAUUCCUUGAAGCAAAUGGCAGCGGAAGUCCUUAAGCAUGAAGGAGCCGGCGGUAAGGCUGAAAAGGUGAAGCAAGUCUUUGCUAUGAUAUGGUUGAAGGAGAAUUGCAGAAAAAGCAGCGGUUCUGUUCGGCGCGAUCGUGUUUACUGCUGCUAUGCAGAGAAGUGUGGAACCGAGCGUGUCUCCGUUUUGAAUCCAGCUUCUUUUGGGAAGCUCGUCCGCAUCAUAUUUCCCAACGUACAGACUAGGCGACUCGGAGUCCGGGGAGAGUCCAAAUAUCACUACGUCGAUCUAACAGUCAUUGAGGAGAAACAGCAGAAGCCUCCACCCUUGAACCCUCAGAUUCCAGCUAACACAACCGGCUCAGCUGCCCCCAUAGAGCAUAAAGUGGGAGACGCCAUGCAGAAGAGUGUUAGUAUCGCACCGCAGCCUCCUGCAGACACUGCAGUGUUCCCUUCACCUACCACUUCAUUCACCGCCAGAUCCUCGGGGAGUCUUUCGAGCUCAGAUUGCGGUUGUCAUACUUCGUCUCGGUCUAGUGGCGAUUCCACCACUACCCUUGAAAAUGUAGCAAGCCAUUCCGGAAAAAUUAUUCACCAGAUGCUUCAACUGCCAACUACCGAAGACUCAUCCAUUGAUAACGACACUCUACAACUUCCUGACAUUAAUGACUAUGUCCCCGUUAAUACUGAUUCGAAGGUUGCCGCUGCUCUAGCCGCCCUUUAUCGGUCACAUUGCAUUUCUGUCAUAGACAGCUUUCGAUACUGCAAGGAGCGAAAUCUACGCCAUUACUUCUCUGCCUUCCACGGAACGCUAACCGUGCCGGUACAGAAGCUUCUAACACACCCUAACCUCGCCCCGUGGAUUAAGGAAUGCGAUUGGCUCAUGUACCAGAAAAUGAUUGCAUUUGUGGCGCCGCUCACAACUCAGGUCGUUCCGAAGCUCGUCCUAGACACCUUUAGCUCCAUCUCUCAAAGACUUACCGCCCAUAUCGCAGAUACGUUCAAAACGCAACCGAUACACGUCUCCCUAGCAAGAUUAAUACCGGCGCAUAUAUUCUGUAACCUUCUUCGGCACAUGCUCGAUGUCAAUCAAUCCGCCAAUGCAGCCGCAGCGUGGCUGUGUCACCCUGAUAACAGAAAUCAAAUGUGGUUUGACUUCAAAACGCUGGUAGACCCAAAGGAUAUGAUUUCUAAAGCGAAUAUCCCAAGUUGCGCGGAACAAGCUGCUGAGCAAAUUCUCAAGCAUGAUGUUCGAGCCCUUCUUACUCCUAUUACCGAUCUGAACCCUGCCGCUGCCCAUCCAUUCUACACAAAGCCUGAUUCGGAAGGAAGUAUUCAGGCACAUAAGUAUCCAGUGCAGUCAUCAACGGGUGAUGACUAUAACUUCCCGGAUAAAUGGAUAUCGUUCAUUCUCAAUUUACCAUCCGCGUUUCCAAAUCACCGUACGAAAUGUAUCAUAGAGAAAGUCGAUGCGUUGUGGGAUUGCAUCCUUCGCCGAUUAACAUUAGGGGGGGCUCAGAGCUUUAGUGCCUGGUGGAUGACUAAAGUAUUCUUUCACGAAAUGAUGCUUUGGCAAGCAGAAAAGGGUGGCUUUAUGCGCUAUACUCCGAGCACAUUGCAAGGCGUGAGUUCGAGAGCGGAUCAACAGGCACCAAAUAACAUUUCCAUGAAGCAGUCUAUCUAUCCAGACUCGGUUAAGAAUGGAUCCUUUACGGCUCCUAACACACAAAACACUGUUGAUUCAAGGUCUGGAUUAGAGACCUCUGCCCCGGCAGAGAGUAUCCACCAAUCUCGAUCCUCUUUGGAACGUUCACAGAUGGACACAGAACCACAAUCGAGCAAUGCUCCUAAUGAGAAGCCAGUGGACAUAUCCGAAAACAUUGCCAGCUUUCAUGCCUCAAACAAUGAUGAUAGCGCGAUUGAUCUUGACGAUGAUUCAAUGCUAAUGACCGUGGGCAAAUACGGCGAUAUGAUGGCCUCUGAUCCAGCAGAUGCUGAAGGCGAUGUUGUCGUCAUAUAAGCUGACUAUACAUAUUUACUUGAUUUCAUCAAUGUUUUGGAAAAAUCAGAAACAACCAAGUUUUCAUUUGUUUAUGGGCGGAGUUUUGAUUCUCUUUUCAGGAGUCUAGUUUUUGGUUGGUGAUUAUUUACGUUCAUGUACAAGGAAGUUUCGGCGUUCGACGAUCUUCGCACGAGAGACGAGAAAUGAGCAUCGAUCGAGAUACAUCAACCUGCCGCUCCGCGGUCUUUUCAGGUUGAAAAUCAUACAAAUUUAAUAGCGUGGUUGAUCCCGCUCUGAAUUGCUUAUUGCUUUUUUUGAGCUUUUAGUUUCCUGUCAGAGACCGACCUGCUGUACAUAGAUUCCGGUCAACCUGUUUGCAGAUGAUCUACUGAACUUCUCACUGUCAUGGUUCAUUCCACGACGCCUCCUUUUUCCAUACACUCUUUUAAUUGCCCUGGACCACCCUAUUCCUGUUAGGCAUAUUGCAUUUAGCUUGUUUCGAGUCUUUAUCAAGCAACUGCGGUCACAUGAACCGUUGACCACAGCCGAUUAGGAGACAGAGCGGCCUUUAUUAAUCACUUUCUUUUUGGGGGUUUGCUU